This is a messenger RNA of Cryphonectria parasitica EP155, 3138 nucleotides long. RefSeq lists its product as uncharacterized. Lineage: Eukaryota; Fungi; Ascomycota; Sordariomycetes; Diaporthales; Cryphonectriaceae. The record is from RefSeq and is a predicted model, not a curated record. The transcript is spliced from 2 exons. The coding region runs from base 1 to 3138 and encodes 1045 amino acids.
AUGCGGCGACCCUCGGUAGACCUUGCCGAGCCCUCGCGCAAUCUAGAGGAGUCGGUCGGUGCCCCUGCGCCAGACUCAUUCGAUCCGGAGACAUCCGACUCUCUCGCUUUAGAGACCGAUUUCACGCAGACCCUCGACCUACAUGAGGAUGGUGGCGGCCCCCAGUCGCUCCCUCGCGCCUUCACGCCUCCCCCACACCUCGCUGCUCGCUUCUACCGUCCCUCCCAAAACAGGCGGAAAGACUCGGCUGCCUCCUCGCGACGAAACUCGGUAUGCUCUGUGCCCUCCUUGUCGUCGUCUCAUGGCGCUGCGCAGCUGCACAGCGGGCCCCAGAGCAAGCAUAUUGCCAAUCACCAGCGGAGGGAUGCCAUCUUGAAAGACCGCCAGAAGCGCCUAGCCGACCGCGCUGCCCAUGUCGAGAAGGUCCGACUGCGCGCUGCGCGGGCCAAGGAGCGCACCAUCUCCCUCUCGGAGGAGAGAGCGAUUGCUGCCAAGGAGGCCCGCGAGCGUAAUCUCAACCAGAUUGCCGCAGCCUGUGCCGAGGAGGUCAAGAGGGCCAAGGCCAUAGCCGAGAGCACCAAGGGCAAACGUGAGCUGGAGCUCCAGAAGAUGCGCCAGCAGAUGGAGGAGCGACAGGCCGAGGCUGAGCGACGCCGCGAGGAGCUGAGGAGACAGCCCCAGAGGGCCAGAGGCUCCAGCCUCGAUAGCAAAAAGUCCGUCGAGGCAUUGUCGCCCGUGGGAGAGGUCAGCACGCCAGAGCCAAGGCCGCUCGCCGAGGAUGCUGCCGUCUGUAGGCUACAGACCUGGUGGCGUGCCACGACGAAGAGACAGGCAGUCAACGCAUUCUCUCAGCUGGGUCUGACGCUCGAUGAGUUCCGGGACAAACACUACGAUGCGGCGACAGAACUAAUCCAGGACCAGCGCGUCAUGCUAGCGACAGCCCGCAUCCUCGCCAUCUGUGGCCUAGAAAAGGGAAAACCUGACUCUGUCGCCCAGAUGGGCACCGUUCGGCUCUUUCUCAGUGCCUUCUUGAUCUUAGGCCAUCCGUCACAGGUUCUCAGCAACACGUACGACCUCGGUGAACAAGACCAGGGCUCUUCCUCCUCCUCCUCCUCCGCCUCCUCCGCUUCUUCGCCGCUGCGCCCGAGGGACGACCUGGCCAAUCCGCUGGUUCAGGAGCUAGUGGGCAAGGCCAAGGACCUCCUCAUCACGUUCGAGAACAUAGUAUCCCGGCUGACAAGUCUCAACAACUACACCGUUCCGCCGUCGCUGGCUGAUGCGCUGCCCACUGCGCAUGCCUGCUUCGAGAGGGCGUUUCUCAACUGGCAGACGCGCGACAAAUCCGCUCUGAUUGACGGGAUGUUGAAGCAGCUGGUGGAACUCGACGCCCUCAUUGACCACGUCAAGGAGACCAGCGUGCCCGCUGCUGUGGAGGAAUACAAGGAAGCAGUCGCACCCAACCAACAGAUGUUUGUUGUCAGGAUCAAAAAAGUCCUGGGCCCGGAGAAGGGAUUGAGAGUUAUCCGGCAAGCCCUCUUCCAAGCUCGCAAGGAGAGGGCCGCGAAAAAGAAACAGAGGACAGACAUGAGACCGCGUGCUGCCGAGGAGUCUAUGACAGCCGAGUCUGUUAUGGCUGAACUGACACCCGGUGAGCAGCAAACCACUGCCACUAUCACCGCGAGGCAGUCUGUUGCGAGGCCGGUUGGGGCUUCUGCCGGCACGUCGCCCACCUCCUCGAGCAGAUCAAGCGUGCCACAGAUGGCUCCUCAGGCCAAUCUUCUACCCGACAAUCGUGUCGUGAUGCACGAGCUGGCCAUCAACAAGGAGUACCGCACAAGCGCACAAGACUUUGUUGACGCCGAAUCUAAGGCACUCAAGCCUUACCUGGAUGGAAUGCGCGCAACCAUGAAUGGAGACGCCUUGUCGCGGGAGAUUCACUUCUGCCAGCUCAUCAAUGUCGCUGCACACAUUCAACAAAAGCUGCUGCGACUCGUCCACCCCUCGAAUCCCCUCCAUAGCGUCGUUAUGGACCUACUGGAUAUCGAGCAAUUCAAACAGACAUUCCGAAACGGGUCAUUCUCGUACGAGAAUUUUUUCUCCUCCAUGGCCAAUCUGUUGCCGAAGCUGUGUGCUCCGGUCCGAGACGAGCAGGUCAAGGACCUGGCUGAGAACAAGCUCGUCCAAGGCAGCUAUGUGGAGCGCCUAGAAGCACUCAUUCUCUUCAUCGACGUCAUGUUGAGCGACUUUGCCAACCUUCUCCUACACAUGGCCACGCCUAGGCUGCUGCGAUCGGCGGCCCAGUACGAGGCCAAGGCCUUUGCAAAUGCUAUUCACCGGGGUGAGCACGGCUUGUUCGCAGCCGAGACGGCAUGGCGGGCAGCGAGGAGCAAGGUCAUGGUCGAGACGGCAAGACGCGACUCGGAGAACACAACAAGCCAACCCAAGAACCGGCCUACUGCCGACAAGAUCUAUUCACACAUGCUGGUUGGCAUCUUCACCCAGACCAGCCAUAUCCGUUACGGACAAAUUCCCGAGAUGCUGCAGCUUGACUUCAAGCGGAUCCACAAGUACGGCGACCUCACGCGCAACAUGAUCACAGCUGGUGGCAUCCUUCUGCAGUGCAAGAACCUUCUCAAGCGCGACGUACGUGCGCCGUGGAAGACGGAGGCAACGCGGAUCAUGACCGUGCUGGACACGGCCGAGUCGGAGGAGGCUGCUGUCAAUGGCGUGAUGGCUGCUCUGGAGGCAGGACGAUCGAUGCCUCCUGCCGUCAAGACACACCUCCGCGGCUUCGUGCAGAACCUGAUCGCCGCGCAUUGGCAGAUGGUCAGCGCAACCCAGCCAGAGGCCAACACAACGUGGGACCCUACAGGCCAUGACCCAAACCAGCCGGUCCUCCGACUGCUGCUCAAGCGCCUGCGCGACCAUCUCGUUGCUCACCUGACAGCGGGCAGCAGGAAGGCGACGAACGCGGCAGGCGAGAAGCUUGCGAGCUCUGGCCUCGGGGAGUUUAUGGACCGAGUGCGGGGCAUGACCGACGAGAUGACCAAAGUCGGCGCCGUAGACCGGGAGGCACACCGUCCUUGGUGGGAGCAAGUUGCAGAGAAGAUCGAGUCCGAGAAUGCUGGGGGCGACUGA